Molecule: messenger RNA, 1730 nt
Organism: Arachis stenosperma
Lineage: Eukaryota; Viridiplantae; Streptophyta; Magnoliopsida; Fabales; Fabaceae
Product: abscisic acid 8'-hydroxylase 2-like
Exons: 7
Coding region: 69-1514 (481 amino acids)
Biological process (GO): sterol metabolic process
Molecular function (GO): iron ion binding; heme binding; oxidoreductase activity, acting on paired donors, with incorporation or reduction of molecular oxygen
Source: RefSeq, a predicted model, not a curated record
AACCUCUCUCUUUAUUGCUUGCACCUAGCUACUUAUAUAGUAUAUAUAGCUGUAUCAAGUCCACCAUCAUGCAACUUAUUUCAUGUUUUAUUACCCAUCCUGCUUAUUAUUAUGUGUCCUUGUUUUCAAUGAUAAUAAUAAUAGGAGGAUUAUUCCUCCAAAUCCAAUGGAGGAAGCGGUUCAAAUAUAAUAAAGAGUGGUACUUGCCUCCCGGUUCUAUGGGCUGGCCCUUUCUUGGAGAAACUCUCAAACUUUACACUCAAAACCCAAAUUCCUUCUUCUCCAAGAGACAGAAAAAAUACGGGCAGAUAUUCAAGACGCACAUACUGGGCUGCCCGUGCGUGAUGAUAUCAAAUCCAGAUGCGGCAAGGGCGGUGCUGGUGAGUCACGCGCAUCUCUUCAAAGCAGGACAUCCACCCAGCAAAGAGAAGCUCAUAGGCCCCCAAGCUGUGUUCUUCCAACAAGGCGCCUAUCACUCCAUGCUCAAGAAACUCAUUCAAAACUCUUUCUUGCCCUCCAAAAUCAAGAACUCUGUCUCCGAGGUUGAGCAUAUUCUCCUCGAUUUGUUGCCUACUUGGACCAACAAAACCAUCAACACCUUGCAAGAGAUGAAAAAGUAUGCUUUCCAAGUGGCUGCAAUAUCGGCCUUUGGUACAACAAUGGAGGUAGAAAUAGAAGAAAUAUGCAAACUGUAUCGAUGCUUCGAGAAAGGCUACAACUCUUAUCCCUUACAUAUUCCUGGAACUUCCUAUUGGAAAGCAAUCAAGGCAAGGAAGCUUCUAGAUGAGAGUAUAGGGAGGUUAAUAAAAAGAAGAAAAGAAAGUGGAGAGCUUGGUGGAGGGAUAUUGGGAGAAUUGCUGGAAGCGAAAGCAAAAUACAAACUCUCUGAUUCUCAGGUUUCUGAUAAUCUCAUUGGUGUUAUCUUCGCUGCACAUGACACCACUGCAACUGCUCUUACUUGGCUUCUCAAAUACUUACACGACAAUCCCAUUCUCUUAGAAGCUGUCACAAAAGAACACGAAGGAAUCAAGAUCAAAACAGCUCAACAAAAUCGUGGACUUUCUUGGGAUGAUACCAGGCAGAUGCCACUCACUACUCGGGUAAUCCAAGAAACGUUGAGAAGUGCAAGCAUACUGUCAUUCACAUUCAGAGAAGCAGUGGAAGAUGUGGUGCUUCAAGGUUACUACAUUCCCAAAGGCUGGAAGGUCCUUCCACUCUUCCGAAGCAUUCACCAUUCUGCUGAUUUCUUCCCUCAACCACACAAAUUCGACCCCUCACGCUUCGAGGUGCCACCGAGACCAAACACAUACAUGCCAUUUGGAAAUGGAAUCCAUUCUUGUCCAGGGAAUGAGCUAGCCAAGCUUGAGCUUCUUGUCCUCCUUCAUCAUCUCACUAUUUCAUAUAGGUGGCAAGUUGUGGGAAAUAAUGGUGAUGGAAUACAGUAUGGUCCUUUUCCAGUGCCCAAACAUGGCUUACCAGUAAAGAUUACCCGCAGAAACAACAUCUUUACCUAAAUUUGCAACUUUCUUGCGUUUGUUAAGACUUCACAAAAUGUUAGCAAAGUGGGGCCAAAAUUCCUUGUCCCCUGUCUCACACUAGUCACUAAAUAAUAAUCACUUCUUUUUCUUUUGUUGUAGAAAUAUAUAGUAGGCCUUAUUGUAUGUUUCUUCAGAAAUGUAAUAUAAAUAACAUUCUAUGUAAAUUAAAAAAAAUAUGUUACUCUACAUUAA